Rotaria sordida is the source of this 747-nucleotide messenger RNA. The record is from the annotation of a GenBank genome assembly. NCBI's taxonomy places the organism in Eukaryota, Metazoa, Rotifera, Eurotatoria, Philodinida, Philodinidae.
AUGAUCGACUUUUCAUCUGAUAAUUGGUUUACAUUAGCUACUAAUCAGAUGCGUAUGGUAGCUAUUGGAAAAUCAAUUUUAUGUUUAUUCAAUCAAAAUUUGAAUAUUAUUCGUCAAAAAUCAUUUCAACAACAAGGAAUAAAAGAUAUUUGUUGGUCGGAAACUCUUGACAGAUUUAUUUUUAUUUCUGCAAAAGAAAUUUUUACUCUUGACGAAGAAACAAUGGUUCUUAAUCCAUAUAAUAUAUAUUUUAAUACUGAUAGUGCUUGGGAACGUGUUACAUGUUCUGAAUCAACUUUAUUUUUAUCAACAUUUGGACAAAAUCCAUUUAUUGCUGAAUUUAAUUUUUAUCCAUCUAUUCAUUUUCAGAGACGAUAUCAAUCCGAAAUAAUAUCUCAUGAAAAUGAAAUGAUUAAUGAUAUUAAAUAUAGUGAUAACAAUCUUGGAAUAAUUAUCGAAAAUGGAUUAACCAAUCAAAGUCAUUUGGAAGUUCGUUCAAUGAAAUCUUUCGAAUGUAUUUGGAUGAUUGUACUUGGACAAGGAUGGGGAUAUAGAUGUUCUUUAUUUAAUCAUCGAUAUUGGAUAGCAGUUGAUAGAUAUAACCAUCGAUGUAUUUAUAUACUUAAUGAUGGAACACUUAUUAAAACCGAAAAUUAUUCUUCAAAACCUUUCAAUGUUGUUUCUUGGGGCAAACAUCAACUUGUCAUACGAACUAUGCAAACUCUCAAUAUCCAUGAAUGUGAAUAA